AUGGAAGGUAGAUACAAUAUGAACUAUAACACGAACAGUACUAGUUACGAUGAUCGAGAAAGAUGCCAUUUUUAUUACAAGGUUGGUGUAUGCCGUCAUGGGAACAAGUGUUCCAAGAAACACAUCCCACCUGCCAAUUCGAGGAGCAUCGUGGUGCUAAAUAUGAUUGCUUUCCAAUCUGAUGGCACUCGGAUGAGCGAUGUUGAUUUUGAUGGAUAUUACGAAGAUGUGUUUAUCGAGCUGUGUAAAUUUGGUAAGAUCAAGUCUUUUCUGAUCACAGAGAAUGGCAAUGAUCAUCUGAGAGGCAACGUCUAUGCGUUAUAUGACAAUGUGCGUUCUGCCAAAGAGGCUAGAGAUAGUCUGAAUACGAGAUGGUACAACGAGAAGCCAUUGUAUAGUGAUCUGACACAUAUCGUUGAUUUCAACGAUGCUAUUUGUAGGAAGUACGAUGUUGGAAGCUGCGAUAGAGGCAAUGAGUGUAAUUUCAUGCAUGUGAGAAGACCUUCGCCGUCGUUGAAGUCUGAUUUGGACAGAUCACAGGCCAAGAAAUGGCAGAGCCAAGGCCAGAACUAG
This is a messenger RNA of Vanderwaltozyma polyspora DSM 70294, 573 nucleotides long. RefSeq lists its product as uncharacterized. Gene Ontology annotation, molecular function: metal ion binding; pre-mRNA 3'-splice site binding. The record is from RefSeq and is a predicted model, not a curated record. Gene Ontology annotation, cellular component: spliceosomal complex; U2AF complex. The transcript has 2 exons. Gene Ontology annotation, biological process: mRNA splicing, via spliceosome. Bases 1 to 573 code for a protein of 190 amino acids. NCBI's taxonomy places the organism in Eukaryota, Fungi, Ascomycota, Saccharomycetes, Saccharomycetales, Saccharomycetaceae.